This is a messenger RNA of Ilex paraguariensis (yerba mate), 1775 nucleotides long. NCBI's taxonomy places the organism in Eukaryota, Viridiplantae, Streptophyta, Magnoliopsida, Aquifoliales, Aquifoliaceae. The record is from the annotation of a GenBank genome assembly.
AUGUAUGACACUACUGAUUUUGUUUCAGGAGUUUCUGGAACCACCGAUACUGGGAAGAAGAAAAUCCUACUUGUGAAGGGAAAAGAAAAAGAAAUUCCUAAUCUAGAGUCCCAAAAUGCCACCGGAAUCCUUGCUGGCCAACAGAGUUCACUAACAGGAGUUUCUGGAACCACCGAUACUGGGAAGAAGAAAAUCCUACUUGUGAAGGGAAAAGAAAAAGAAAUUCCUAAUUUUUCAGGUGGCUUAUCAAUGCAGCAGAGUGUAACAUCUACUGUUAAGAAUUCUCUUGCUUCAGCUGGUCUCAAACAGAACCAGCAGCGGGAGGCUAGUGGAAGGUUUAUCAGAAGCAUACUUCAAAACAAGGAUAUGCGUCAAAGUCAUUUGUCAUCUGCUUUUCAAUCUGAACAACUAAUGCAGAGCUCAAAUCAGGAAAAGGACAAAAGACCACCGCGCUCUCCAAAUGUGAAAUUGGUUCUGAAGUAUACAAAUGGGGCAGAAGACAAGGGAACUGAUUUGCAUGGUUUCAAAAUUGAGAAGCAAGAAAAACGUACAAGGAAUAAAGAUAGACCUGAUCGUGGUGUUUGGACUCCUCUAAGGCGGUCAGACGGAUCACUUGCUAGUGAUGAGUCUUUGUCAUCGUCUGCUUCUCAAUCUACACAAUUACUGCAAGAUUCCACAGAAGGAGCUCAUGGAGAAGUAAAGAAUGACAUGCCAAAUGCACGGAGUGGAGAGUUUAGAAUCAUUGGAAGUGGGCGCAGUGGACAUUUUUCCUUUGAUAAUGGUUCGUAUAAACACGGUGGUCGACGGGUAUCAGCUCAUAAUGUGAAGGAUGCGGAUGGUGGUUCAAUUGUAAAUGAGGGGAAACCUUUAAAAAAGGGAGGUUCUUCUGGCUACGUCUCCCAUGAGAAACAAGUGUGGGUUCAAAAGUCAAGUUCUGGUUCUUAGUAUUGCUAUAAAUGGUAAGCUUCAAAUCUUUGUGUAUUGUUUUUAGCUAUCUUAUACUUGGUAUGGAAAUUUUUUUACUGCUUUUUUUGUAGAUAGAUAGUGCUUUAGGAACAAAUUAUCACAUUAAUAUUCUCUUGUUGAGCACUUGUCAGAUGUCUAGUCAGAGUUAUUGAUGGUUGAUAAAUACAGGCUCUUUUUCAUCAGAGUGUUUUGAGAGGCGAAACAUAUGGGUGAUUUUGUCAAAUAGUAGUAAUUAGAAACAGGGUUGUACUUUCUUCUUUUUUGCCUGUGUUAGAAGGUGUGGAAGAGUCUAAGACUGAUUCCAAUUAUGGGGAGUGUAUAGAAGGAACAGAACAGCGUCACAUGAUUUGUGAUAUUAAAAAGCCAUGUUGUUGGGGCUUAUCAUUGCAUAUGAAAUUGUGACAACUGACAAGUCUUAGACAUUUUAACUGGAAUACUAGGUAAAGUGCUUCUGUCCUCAUAUAUCGCUGCCUAAUGGACUUAGAAUUUCAAAUUGUAUAACAAUUGUGAAUGGAUUUUGUGUUUUUUGUUCUUUCCCAUAAUUUGUGGCAGCACUUUUUUGCUUCAUUUUUUUAUUUGCACUUUGUGCAAUUUCUUUUAGAAUUUUGUCCAUGACCCAUGAUUAUUAAAUUGCUAAUUUAAGCACAUUUAAUACUCUUUUUUAUCUGAACUAAUUUAACAGUUUAAAUUUCAAUUCUCGCUUGGCUAGUUGAUUAGAAGAUUGUGAAACUUGAUUCCUGGAAUAUGCCAUGGCUUCUUGUCAUAAGCUGCUUUUGGACAUGAUAGGUUAUUGUUUGUCUCGUUGGAUC